This is a messenger RNA of Penicillium daleae, 1245 nucleotides long. RefSeq lists its product as uncharacterized. The transcript has 4 exons. The record is from RefSeq and is a predicted model, not a curated record. Bases 1 to 1245 code for a protein of 414 amino acids. Lineage: Eukaryota; Fungi; Ascomycota; Eurotiomycetes; Eurotiales; Aspergillaceae.
AUGUCGGCUAUCAUAGCCUCAGACGAGAAUAGUCAGCGGCUAGCAGCACUAGGCGACAACAGUGUACGUAGUUGCUCAACGGACGAAGACCCCAUUUUGGGAUCCGAUAGUGAUGAGACCUCUGAUAUUCUUCUUGAACGCCUCACUGCGUGGAAGCACGUAUGUGAAUAUCUCUACUCUUAUAUUUCUGCAACUGCGAAAGCGCAAAAAUCUCAGUCAAGAGAAUAUGAAACGAUUCUGAAGAGCGUGAGCUAUCCACUCAGGGAAGGUCAUCAUUUUAAAGCAAGCACAGAUGGGGUCGCUGGUCUUUUUGAAAACAUAUACACUAAUACAAAGGAAAUAGUGAAAGUGAAUGCCGCGGCUGAGGGAAACCUAAAUGAGAGCGUGCUGCCUAUGCUACAGCGUCUUCUCAAAGAGAUCAAAUCAAAAGCGAAACAAUUGAAGAUUGACAAAUCCAAGGGGGCAAAUCUACUCGAGAAAGCAUGGCGCGCAACGCAGAAACAUAUACUUCUCCUGGCUAGGAGCACUAGGUCCUCUGAUGCUAGCACCGACUACAAGAUUGAGCGGUCCCAUGAUCCCUACCUCCUCCGCCAGGGCAUCGACAGCCGAUUAAUUGAGCAAGCAACGAGAGAAAAGGUUGAUCGACAAGAAAACCAAGAGAUUCAGGAAUCUUUUCUGUGGUUCGAAAUGCAUAUUUUACAAACAGUACAGUGUGUUUUAGCUAAACUCUUCCAGUUUAUGGGUGGCCAGUUCGAUCAUCAACGUGCAAUGUACGGUGAUAUCCUGGGUACAGCACAGCUUAUCCACCCGGAUUUGGAAUGGUUCAGUUUUGUGGAGCGAAAGAACGCGGCACUACUGAAUUCCGAAGCUAUACGGAGAUUGUCAGUUUAUACAACGUUUCCGAAUAAGGACCAUCGAGCAACGAAACCAAUCAUCGAAGGCGAUCUAGUAUGCCGUUCCAAUGGCAUACCUAAGAAUUACCAUUAUGUGGUUACGCAAGCAGGCUACUUGCAUGGUUUCGAUCGUGACAACACCCUUUACCAAGCAUCGGUCCCGGAGAUGUCCUUAUACUUGGCAGACUGCUCCAUCAGUCCUGUGAAUGACGUCGAGUUCAGUGUUCAAGGCGUGAAUGUCUCCAGCAGGAAUCUUCUGAAUCCGUUUCACGCCGUCACUCGGUACAUUUUCAGAGCUCAGAGUGUUGAGGAGGCCAAAAAAUGGUAUUCCGCCAUCGAUGCAGCAAUUUGA